This is a messenger RNA of Phascolarctos cinereus (koala), 3771 nucleotides long. It is a transcript of the gene STARD8, whose product is annotated as StAR related lipid transfer domain containing 8. Gene Ontology annotation, biological process: regulation of Rho protein signal transduction; signal transduction; actin cytoskeleton organization. Lineage: Eukaryota; Metazoa; Chordata; Mammalia; Diprotodontia; Phascolarctidae. The record is from RefSeq and is a predicted model, not a curated record. Gene Ontology annotation, molecular function: GTPase activator activity; lipid binding.
CGCCCCCGCAGCCAGCCCUGGGGGGCGGGGAAGGGCGGGGGCCCCGCUGGCUACGCCCCGGGUCGAGGAAGGAGGCGGUGCUCUGGGGUCCCGAGCAGCCGGGGCGGUGCAGCCCGUCCCGUCCGGCCGUCGGGGCCCUCCCCCUGCCAUCCAGCUCCACGUCCUGCUAGCGCCAGGUCCCGGCUCGGGCUCGGGCUCUGGAGCAGAGCGGGGCGGGGCGGGGCGGAGCAGCGCCCGGAGAGCCGCUGCAGCACAUGGACCAGCCUCGGGGCCGGGGGCCGGGGGCCGGGGCCGGGCCCGGGACGCCCCUGCGCCUCCCCAAGCCCAGUACGUGGACCCUGUGGCGCGCCAAGGGGCCGCCGAGGAACCCGGCGCGCUGGAAACCAGAAAUUGAGGCUAAGAAGGCUUGUGACUGGCUGCGUGCAGCGGGUUUUCCCCAGUAUGCCCAGCUCUAUGAAGAUUCCCUUUUCCCCCUGGAUAUCACCUCUGUGAAGAAGGACCAUGGCUUUCUGGACCAGGAUUCCCUGCGUGCCCUCUGCCGGAGACUGAUGACCCUGAACGCCUGCGCCUCGAUGAAACUGGAGGUUCGCAGUCAGCACAAACCGAAUGAAGACCCGGAGGAGGAAGACUUGUGUGCCAUCAGCAACAACUGGGCCUUUCAACGGGAGAGUCGGCGGUGGUCCCGCCUGGGCUCCCCAGACCUGGGGGUCUCCCCUGGAGCAGGCCUGUGGGCGGCUUCCAGCCACGAGAGCAUACUCACCAACAUCAGUGCCACAUCCCAGACCAGCCAGGCUGGGAACAUGGCUCGGGACACACUGGCUAUCAUGGUGUCUCCCCCACCAGAGCCCCCAGACCAGGCUGUGGCCCAGCUUGAGUUGCCCACUUGGGCCCCCAGCCCCAGCUCCUUCCUUGGUCUGCCCCAAGACAUGGAUGGCCCCCCAGAUAAGCCCAGGAAGCGCCGUACCCGAAGCUUUCUCCGGCACCUUGACUCUCUUCGGAGGAGGGAGAAGCCGGGAAGCCCUGAGGCCAGGCCAGCCUUGGGGGAGCCGAGUACUCCCGCCAAGGCCGCUGCCCCUGAGAAGCUUGGGAAGGCUUUCUCUUUCCACAGCCGCCGAAGCUUCCUCUCGGCUGGCUUCUAUUCCUCCAAGAUCCAGGAUCCAGACGCAGAGGCUGAGGGGGCUAGGGCUCAGGGCUCAGGGCCCCCACAAGAGUCAAGAUGGCAGCAACGGCAGCAGGGUCGCUGGCAGGCCUGCUUGGUGCAUGUGCCAGGUGACCACAAGCCAGGCACCUUCCCCCGGUCUCUGUCCAUUGAGAGCCUGUGCCCCAAAGAGGGGCACCGCCUAGUGGACUGGCAGAAGCCGGGGAGCUGGGGUCCAGAGAAACGGCGGGGCUCCUGCAGCUCGAUGGACAGCCGCCUCAGUGUCUAUGACAACAUGCCCGAGCUGAUGGGCAAUGGGGAGGAGCCGAGAGACUCUGAGCCGGAGGCCAACUGUGCCCAACUUGAUGACAUCCUACAGGACAUGUGGGGCCUACAGAAACACGUGGAGCUCUGGUCCCAGGCUGUGUGCCCAGACAUGGGACAGCCUAGACAGGAAGAGGAGGACGAAGAAGAAGAAGAGGAGGAGGACACAGAUUCAGUUGGAGAGCAGGCCUUCCCCUUUGGCCUGCACCUGGAGGAGGAGCACUCCAUGUCUGACAUGGGUACUUCUGCCAGUGACUUCGACAGUACUGGAAACUCCCUGAAUGAAACUGAAGAAACUGAAAUACGAGAACGCCGGGACUCGGGUGUGGGAGCCUCACUAACUAGGCCCUGCAGGAAACUCCGCUGGCACAGCUUCCAGAACUCCCACCGGCCCAGCCUCAACUCGGCCUCCCUCGAGCUCAACCGCCAGUCUGUGGCUCAGCUCAACCUCCUUCACAAGGGUUCCCUUCUACGGCUCACAGCCUUAAUGGAGAAAUACUCUGUGCCCCACAAGCAGACCUGGGCCUGGUCAGUCCCUAAGUUCAUGAAAAGGAGCAAAACUCCCAGCUACCAGGGCAAAAGCGUCUUUGGAGUGCCCCUCCUGGUCCACAUGCAGAGGACAGGCCAGCCUCUGCCUCAGAGCAUCCAGCAGGCCAUGCGUUAUCUCCGUAGCCAGUGCCUGGACCAGGUGGGCAUUUUCCGCAAGUCUGGGGUGAAGUCUCGGAUCCAGACCCUGAGGCAGAUGAACGAGGCCUCCCCAGAGCACGUUGUCUAUGAAGGCCAGUCGGCCUAUGAUGUGGCUGACCUGCUGAAGCAGUACUUCAGGGACCUACCAGAACCCAUCUUUACCAGCAAGCUGACCGCCACUUUCUUGCGCCUCUACCAGUCAGUUGUCCCAAAGGACCAGCAGCUGUUGGCCGCUCAGGCGGCUGUGGUUCUGCUGCCUGAUGAGAACCGGGAGGUGCUCCAGACCCUGCUUUACUUCCUGAGCGACAUUGCUGCUGCCCAAGAAAACCAAAUGACUGCUGGCAACCUGGCCGUCUGCCUGGCGCCCUCCAUCUUUCACCUCAACGUCUCAAAGGAUAGCACUUCACCCAGAGUCAUUCCCAGACGUGGCCAGUCGGGCAAGCCAGCCCCAAGAGACCUGAGUGAAAACAUGGCUGCCACCCAGGGCCUGUCCCACAUGAUCACUGACUGCAAGAAGCUCUUUCAGGUGCCCCAGGACAUGAUGCUGCAGCUCUGUAACUCCUACAUGGUAAACAAACCCAGCUUCCCUCUCCUGGCUCUUACUGAGCUUCGGGACAAGCCUGGGGACUACCUGGAGGAGAGCGUGCAGAGCUUACUACAGGAGGCUGCUGAGCGAUUCAAGGGCUGGCUGAACAUGCCUGGGCCGCAGCACACAGAGCUAGCCAGUAAGAAGGUCCGGGAUGGCCACCCCCUGCGCCUGUGGAAAGUGACAACAGAGGUGGCAGCCCCACCUGUGGCGGUCCUGCAUCGGGUGUUACGUGAAAGGGCCAUGUGGGAUGAAGACCUGCUGCGGGCUCACGUGCUGGAGUCCCUGGCCCCUGGUGUAGACGUCUACCACUAUGUCACAGACAGCAUGGCCCCGCAGCCCUCCCGAGACUUCGUGGUGCUCAGGAUGUGGCGCUCAGACCUACCCCGAGGGGGCUGCCUGCUUGUUUCUCAGUCUUUGGAGCCGGAGGAGCCAAUUCCAGAGUCUGGGGUCCGAGCCAUGCUGCUCACUUCUCAGUACCUCAUAGAACCCUAUGGCCCAGGGCACUCUCGGCUAAUCCACAUUUGCAGGGCCGACCUCCGGGGCCAUUCUCCUGACUGGUAUAACAAGGUGUUUGGGCACCUGUGUGCCAUGGAGGUGGCAAGGAUCCGAGACUCCUUCGCCACCAUGCGGCCCAUCCCUGAGACGAAGCUGUGAACAGGUGGGGCCAGGCAGGGCCCAGGGAUGCUCUCAUUUGGGUCUUCCCAGCAUAGCUAGCUGAAGAGAGCAAACAAAUGUGGGCCCUGACCUUGGCCUGCCAAGGGCCUCACCACCCAGUGUGGUCUAUGUGUGACUUGCCCCCCCCCUUUCCUUUACCCCAUCCCCCGCCCCUGACUGCCUCAUCUUGAGGUAUAUAGAAUGGAUGGGCUGGAGCAGCCGUGACAACUGCAGAGUGCUGGGAUUCAGCCUUCACCCUAUUUACCAACCAGAAAGUGCCAAGCACCCAGUGGAGGAGCCUGCCCUGAGAAAGGAAGAGAGGGAGAGGCAGAGAGAGAGAGAGAGAGAGAGAGAGAGAGAGAGAGAGAGAGAGAGAGAG